UCCCCCCGGCCCGCCUCUCUGACCAACCCUGUGCUGUAGAGCCUCCUGGACAUGAUGGUCGCAGAGGAGGAGAACCUGAAGGAGCGUCUCUUGAAGAGCAUUGCCUUGCGUCGGAAGGAGCUUGACACCCUUUGUAGGGAGCUCCAUCUGGACCCCUUUGAGGCAGAGGAGGAAAGUACCAUUCUGCAGCUGGAGAAGGAUUUGCGCACCCGUGUGGAAGUGAUGUUAAAGCAGAAGAGGGACAGGAAGCAGGAGCUGAAAACCUUGCAAGAACAAGACCGAGACCUGUGCGACAUUCUUUGCACCAGUCCAUUCUGUAUUGACAGCAAUGCCGUGCCCAGCCUGGAGGAGCUGGAUCGUUAUAGGCGCCACUUGGCCUCCCUGACUGCUGAGAAGGAGCAAAGGCGAGAAGAGUUUGUCAGCACCAAGCGGCAAAUCAUCCUUUGCAUGGAGGAGCUGGACCACACUCCAGACACCAGCUUUGAGCGGGAUGUGGUGUGCGAGGAUGAAGAAACCUUCUGUUUGUCCACAGACAACAUUGCUGCCCUCCAGAAUCUGCUUCAGCAGCUGGAAGCCCGACGAUCCCUAAAUGAAGCUAUGUGCGCAGAACUGCGCUCCAGAAUUGUUGCCCUUUGGGAAAGGCUGCAGAUUCCUGUGGAGGAGAGAGAAGCUUUUGCAGUGCAUAUGACCGGAUCUAGAGCCAAAACCAGGAAAGCUCUGCAGUUGGAAGUGGACCGUCUGGAGGAGCUGAAGCUGCAGAACAUGAAGUCUGUGAUUCAGGCAAUCAGGGCAGAGCUGGCUGACUACUGGGACAAAUGCUUCUAUAGCCAGGAGCAGAGAGAUGUCUUCAGCCCCUAUUAUGAUGAGGACUACACGGAGACCUUGCUCCAGCUGCAUGAUGCUGAGGUGGGGAAGGUGAAGUGUUACUACGAGACGCACAAGGAUCUGUUUGAGGCUGUCCAAAAAUGGGAGGAAAACUGGAAGCUGUUUCUGGAGCUUGAGAGGAAAGCAACCGACCCCAGUCGCUUCGCCAACCGUGGGGGGAACCUGCUGAAAGAAGAGAAGCAGCGAGCAAAACUGCAGAAGACUCUUUCCAAGCUGCAGGAAGAGCUGGAGAGCAGAGUCCAGGCCUGGGAGCAGGAGCGUGAGGAGGCCUUCCUGGUGAAGGGACAGCAGUUCAUGGAGUAUGUGACAGAGCAGUGGCAGCUGUAUCGCCUGGAGAAAGAGAAGGAGAAGCAGGAGAGGCACCUGAAGAAAAGCCGCCAGAUUGAGGCAGAGAUGAUGUAUGGAAGUGCCCCACAGACACCCAUCAAGCGUCGGGUGCUUGGCCCCCACAUGCCUGGCAAAGUAAGGAAGCUCAAUGGCACUUCCAUCUCCAGCGCAACACCCAACAGCACGGUCCGUUCAGCUUUUGGGGGAACUCUCUACCACUCGCCGACGUCUCGGCUACCGCCCUCUGGAGGGAAGUUUGGCCAGGCUGCUCAGACUCCCAGCCGCGUGGCUACGAAACCUCCUCGGCCAGGACGCAAGGAGCGGAACAAGGAGAACGUGUCCCAGCUGAACGGAACCACCCUGAGCGGUGGGUGCACCCCCACAGCCCCUGCCCAGCGUAACUACAGCGUUAAUUCUGUUGCCAGCACCUAUUCUGAGUUUGCGCGCGAACUUUCAAAGGCUUCCAGGUGUGACACUAGCUCCCGCAUCCUGAACUCCACCACCACUACCAACACCUACUGCUGAGGCAUUACCUGUGCAAGG
Struthio camelus australis is the source of this 1755-nucleotide messenger RNA. Lineage: Eukaryota; Metazoa; Chordata; Aves; Struthioniformes; Struthionidae. The record is from RefSeq and is a predicted model, not a curated record.